GAAAAUGUGUACAAAGAUAAAGAGAGAAGGCGAGAUUAAUGAAAUUGAUGAACAAAUAGUUGAACAUGAAAUUGGUGAGAUACGUGAAAAUGUAAAAGUUAUUUUGGAGAAAGCUAGACACAAAAAGUAUAAAACGAAUUUGACAAAAGAAGAGUUAAAUGGAAAAAAGAAGGCUCUACAAGAUAAAAGAAAAGUAUUCUUACCGGCAGAUAAAGGACGGAUAAUGGUAGCUAUGGACAGAUUUGAAAGUGAAGGUGGUGAACAAAGUUAUGAAUACAAAAUGAAACAAGUAUUGGUUGAUCUGAAGGCAAAACCUUCCAUAAGUGCAAAAAAGGACUGGGAUUUAACUGAUAAAGUCUGUCGAGAGGGUACAAGGGUUAUCGAAACGAUUGUCGAAAGAGGAGAAAUUUCAAAAGAGGAUGCAGAACGGUUAAAACCAAAGGACUGUCAUGCCCCUAGGUUAUCAGGAUUGCCAAAAAUCCACAAAGAUGGUGUUCCAUUGUGA
Paramuricea clavata is the source of this 505-nucleotide messenger RNA. NCBI's taxonomy places the organism in Eukaryota, Metazoa, Cnidaria, Anthozoa, Malacalcyonacea, Plexauridae. The record is from the annotation of a GenBank genome assembly.